AUGGCCGAACAUUCCACCCAUAUUCGACACGUACUCCUUCACGAGUUCGAAUCUGGCCACCCCGCAGCUGAAGCCCAUCGAAACUUAAGGCGAGUAUUCGGCACUGAAGCCCCUUCUGAGCGGUCUGUGCGCGCCUGGUUCCAGCGCUUCAAAGACGGAAACAAGAAACUCGAAGAUGAGACGAAGAAUCUGGCGGAGCAGGAGAUCCAUAUCAAGUAUGCGGUAUUUUGCUGCCAGUCUUGGUUGUUCGCUGUCCACCGUGAGCAAUGGACUGCGAUCUCUCGAAAUGGUGGAAAAGCUCGGUCAGCGGCUCCCACAUACAUUGAGCGACAGCAACCCAACCGCCAAAGACGCCUGGACAUCUGA
Messenger RNA from Necator americanus (New World hookworm), 366 nucleotides. RefSeq lists its product as uncharacterized. The record is from RefSeq and is a predicted model, not a curated record. Gene Ontology annotation, molecular function: histone H3K4 methyltransferase activity; double-stranded DNA binding; single-stranded DNA binding. Gene Ontology annotation, biological process: replication fork processing; DNA integration; double-strand break repair via nonhomologous end joining. Gene Ontology annotation, cellular component: nucleus; condensed chromosome; site of double-strand break. The transcript has a single exon. Lineage: Eukaryota; Metazoa; Nematoda; Chromadorea; Rhabditida; Ancylostomatidae. The coding region runs from base 1 to 366 and encodes 121 amino acids.